Closterium sp. Naga37s-1 is the source of this 2383-nucleotide messenger RNA. The record is from the annotation of a GenBank genome assembly. NCBI's taxonomy places the organism in Eukaryota, Viridiplantae, Streptophyta, Zygnematophyceae, Desmidiales, Closteriaceae.
AUGUCUCUCCGGCCGAAUGCUCGCACGGAGGCGAGAAAGUCUGCUUACAAGCAAGCUGUUAACGCUGAUGAGGCUCGCAGGCGUCGCGAGGACAAUAUGGUCGAGAUCCGUAAGAGCAAGAGGGAGGAGAGCCUCCUGAAGAAGCGCAAGGAAGGAAUGCAGGCUCAAGUAGAGCUGCCCAAAAUUCCUGUCGCAACUGUCGAGAAGAAGUUGGAGAGCCUUCCGGCUAUGGUACAAGGCGUAUGGUCAGAAGAUCCACCGGCUCAGUUGGAAGCAACGACGCAGUUUAGGAAGCUGCUUUCGAUCGAACGUAGUCCGCCGAUCGAAGAGGUCAUAAAGGCUGGCGUUGUGCCCAGAUUCACGCAGUUUUUGCAGAAGUAUGACUUCCCUCAACUUCAGUUCGAAGCAGCGUGGGCUUUGACCAACAUCGCUUCUGGUACCUCUGACCACACCCGCGUGGUCAUCGAGCAUGGGGCAGUCCCUAUAUUCGUUCAGCUUCUUAGCUCUCCCAGUGAUGACGUCCGCGAGCAGGCUGUAUGGGCACUCGGUAACAUCGCAGGCGAUUCGCCUAAGUGCCGGGAUCUUGUUCUGAGCCACAACGCCAUGGGACCGCUGCUUGCUCAGUUGAACGAAAACUCCAAGCUGUCAAUGCUCCGGAAUGCUACCUGGACGUUGUCGAACUUUUGCCGUGGAAAGCCCCAGCCUCCAUUUGAGCAGUCGAAGCCCGCUUUGCCUGUCCUCGAACGCCUGAUCCACUCUACGGAUGAGGAGGUUUUGACUGAUGCUUGUUGGGCGCUGUCCUAUUUGUCCGACGGAACUAACGACAAGAUUCAGGCUGUCAUUGAGGCGAAUGUUUGUCGGCGGUUGGUCGAGUUGCUCCUGCACCCAUCGCCAUCUGUUUUGAUCCCUGCUCUUCGAACGGUUGGCAACAUUGUCACAGGAGAUGAUCAUCAGACGCAGGUCAUUAUCGAGAACCAAGUGCUGCCAUGCCUGCUUGCCUUGCUCACAACAAAUCACAAGAAAAGCAUCAAGAAGGAAGCGUGCUGGACAAUAUCUAACAUCACUGCUGGCAACAAGGAACAGAUUCAGGCUGUUAUUGAUGCCAACAUCAUUCCUCCAUUGAAGCACCUGCUGGAGACUGCUGAAUUUGAUAUCAAGAAGGAAGCGGCAUGGGCUAUUUCAAAUGCUACUUCUGGUGGCACUCAUGAUCAGAUCAGGUACCUCGUGUCCCAGGGCUGCAUUAAGCCACUGUGCGAUCUGCUGCUCACUUCUGAUGCAAGGAUUGUAACUGUUGCGCUGGAAGGUCUGGAGAACAUUCUGAAGGUUGGAGAGGCAGACAAGGAGUUGGGUCAGACUGGAGGUGUGAACCUUUAUGCGCAGUACAUUGAUGAGGCUGAGGGGCUGGAGAAGAUAGAGAAUCUGCAGACUCAUCAGAACAAUGACAUCUACGAGAAGGCGGUGAAGAUUUUGGAGACCUACUUUGGGCUCGAUGAGGAUGAGGACCAACAACUUGCGCCUCAAGUUGACGCCAACCAGCAAACCUAUGCUUUUGGAGAAAGCCAGCCUAUGGCUCCCUCUGGUGGAUUCAACUUUGGAUUGGGGUUGAAGAAUGGGUGGAAUCAUAUGGAUUUCCUGGUUCUGGACAUCAUGGAUCACCAGCAGCAUCUCCCUACCCUUGAACGUGUCUUAGCUUUCGGUCUUGACUGUAGUCUCUCACCAGUCCAGCUCGUCACGCUGGCGUCCGCCGCCUCCCUGGCCUCUUUCGCCACUCGUGGGCUGUUCUCCGCCACAGCGCGCAACCGUCGUUCUUCCUCUCUGUCCAGAAGCCGUGAUUGGGGCGAGUCCAGGGUAUCCUUCUUCCACCAGCGCUUCCACUCGCAUCGCCUCACCAUGGCGUCCGCCCAGCAGUACAGCACGGAGGAGAUUCACAAGAUGUCGGACCAGGAGAAGAAGGAUUUGGAGCGUCGCGUGCAGGAAGGGGAGACGGUGGUGAAGGGUGGCACUGGAGGCAAGUCACUGGAGGCCCAGCUUAACCUGGCUGAAGGGCGCCACAAGGGGGGCGAGAGGGGAGGGCAGGCGCGCGCGGAACAGAUCGGCAGCGAGGGAUACCAGGAGAUGGGGCGCAAGGGCGGGCUAUCUACCACGGAGCAAUCCGGCGGAGAGGCUGCUGCUGAGAAGGGGCAUGGGUCGCAUGAGGGGGGCCACGGUUCUGGAGGGGGGACGCAAUCCGCAGCAGCAAAGCACCAGUACUCUUACGAGGAAGUGAACAAGAUGCCUGCAGAAGAGCGCAAGGAGUUGGAGAAGCGUGCAGAGGCAGGAGAGACAGUGGUGAAGGGGGGAACAGGGGGCAAGUCCCUUGAUGCUCAGCUGCACCUGGCUGAAG